UAGAGGGUGCUAGUAACUUGCAAACUGGAAAUGAUUUGUAACAGGUGGGGGCAUCCGUUCAACAAUAGUUGGCUCACCGUCUGUGGAGACUGUCACAGGCGAAUACUGCUUAGAGUUGAAAAUUGUUGUCAUUCCAACGAACUAGUCAAAUGAAAACUAAGUUACAGUAAGGAUCAAUUGGUUCAGGAUCAAUUGUUUUAUAUGCGCCACUCGUCUGCGCUCACUGCAGACUUAGAGGACAACAAUUUUCAGAGGCCAGGUGACCAACCACCACCAGGCAGCAACUAUGAAGUAUUCCAAUAUGAACGUCCUUCAGAGGCCCAUGAAUCACUUUUUCCAUCCACAUUACUUCGGCUGGGCUCACUUCCAGCGGAAGACACGCAAGUCAACCUUUUCCUUGCCGGCAGAACCAGCGGAAUGAGUCGCCUCCCUCUGCUUCGAAUCGGCACCGAGGGGCGGCGAUAUGACAAUUAAGGACGCAUUUCGAACUCGUGUCCUUCCAAAGUACACUAGCAACGUUACCGGGACUGUUUCCUUCUUGAACAACUUGGCAAAUUUACAAUCAUUGCUCUUGAAAUAUGUGAACAUUUGAUCGAAACUUCGCAGCCAUCAGGGUUCAGAUUGACCUGCCGGGACAUGGAUCUUCAAGUGACUGUUUGGCUUAUUUACUGCUUUUUUCUGCCGGUCGUUUUGUUAACAGCUUGUCUUCUUCGCUACAACGUACUCUCCCUGGUCUACUUUGUUUACCUGUUGUUGCUGCCCUGGUUUCUGUGUCCCAACAAACACACCAUCAGAGGACAUACCGGCCAUUUCAUCAGAGCCAUAUUUUGUACCAGUCUGCUGUUUGUACUCGCUCAUGUCUGCUUCCAGACCGUCCUAUACACCUAUCCUCCUCUAAACAUUGCUAUUGGUGACAACUGUUCGCACAUGGCUACCAUAAGCAGACAUAUCGGAGUGUCCAGGCUUCCACUGGAGGAUCCUUGGACUGUGUUGCGCCUACUGUGUCCCGACCUGGUGCUGUGUGCUAUUUCUUUGUUAACCAUCAUCCUUUGUAGAAGAUUAGUCAUGACCCGAGACAUACUGGCUGCAGCAAAUAUUACCGCUAUGCAAGAAGAAGAAGAGGAGGAAGAAGAAGAAGAAACAAACGACGAGGCUGAAAGUGAGCAAGAAUCAGAGGACGAGGAUGACGAAGGAUCAUUUCCUUGCGACGCCGCUCGGGAUCUUUCGACGGCAACCUUGGCCAAGCAGCUGGCUGAGCGUCUAAAGGCGGUGGUCCAUAAAGUACUGCUAGACCUUUGGAGAAUCUUUGCCGUCAGCCUACUUGCUUUGGCCGGAAUCGCAUUGCCCUCGGCUUUCUCAGCCGUCUACUUCCUGCUUUUCCUGGCUGUCUGCACGUGGUGGGCAUGUCACCUUCCAAUGAGUCCCCUGGCUUUCAACACGCUCUACAUGAUGGUGGGCUUCUUCACCGCUGGCCACAUUCUUGGUCUCUACCUAUACCAGUGUCUUCUGGCCCAGGUUCUCUUUCCACCACGCAGUCUGUGGGCAAGGCUCUUUGGUCUGAAGGACAUUAUCAAACCUGGAAACUGCUCGACACCGUACGACUUCAGCCUCAACACGGAAUAUGACUGGCCGGUGUAUGUUAACCCGGGACUACUGUUCCUUCUCUACGUCAUCUCGGCAAUGGUUCUGAAGACAGGAGGCCAUGGAUCACUGAACCAGGAGGAAGACAAGCAAGAGCAGGUGAAAAAUGCAAAUGAGCCAAAGGACGAGACGCUAGAGUUGAGCGCGUGGAAUCAAAAGAGAGGGGAGGACGACUGUGAAGAUGACGUACAGCGCAUGCUCUUGUGUGCGGGAACAGAGCAGAGUCAAGGGGGAAGUGUGGCAGAGGAAGGUCGAGCACAAAAUGGUUUUGCUGUCGGCCAGCCGUCCGAAAGUCCCUUUUCGAUGCUGGCCAAGACAAUCAUGCAGCAGAGUUACGUUUGCGCUCUGAUAGCGAUGAUGGUCUGGAGCAUCACGUACCACAGCUGGCUGACAUUUGUGCUGCUCCUGUGGGCUUGUCUCAUCUGGAUUCUGCGUGCUAGACGACGCGCCGCCAUGCUUUGCUCUCCGUUCAUCAUGCUCUACGCGCUGGCACUGUGUUGUCUGCAAUACGUUUGGGCCAUGGAGCUUGCGCCGGAACUGCCGACCACCGUGGGAAGCAUGAGUCUCAGGCAGCUAGGGUUGGAUAAAGCCCAGUACCCCUGUCUCAGAUUGGGAGCUAUGCUUCUGUUCACGUCAACGUUCUGGCUUUUAGUACGUCAGUCGGUGAAGGAGAAAUUCAGCAAGAGUAGGACAACAGCCACACCACUAGAAGAAGUCACUUCAACAGGGAUGGAUUCCACAAACCAAUCCCUGCCAAAGGUCCUGGGAGCCUUGGUGCUAAGUUUCUAUGCCAAGUAUUGGAUCUAUGUGUGUGCUGGGAUGUGCCUCAUGGUCUCUUUUGUGGGAAAACUUGUUGGCUACAAGCUGGUCUACAUGCUGCUUUUCCUCCUCUGCCUCUGUAUAUAUCAGCUCUACUACUCUGUCUGGAGGCGUCUAUUGAAGCUCUUCUGGUGGCUGGUCGUGGCCUACACCAUGUUGGUAUUGAUCUCCAUCUACACGUUCCAGUUUGAAGACUUCCCUGGUUAUUGGAAGAAUUUGACCGGACUCACCGAACAACAGCUCACAGCCAUCGGUCUGGAGACCUUUGCCCUCUCCGAGCUCUUCACCAGUAUUAUGAUCCCCGGAUUCUUCUUGCUGGCCUGUAUUCUGCAGUUGCACUAUUUCCACAAGCCCUUUAUGAGAAUUACUGACCCCGAACACGUGACACUGAUUCCCCGGAAAAGCAGCUGCGAGCAGACCCCGUUAACCGCUAUUGUCGACGAAUCGGAAGAUAAAGUGGACUUCAUGCCCAGUAAAUGGGCUCUGGUGGUUGACAGGCUACUGGUCCUGUUGGACAAGUUCUCGGACAUUCUCAACAAAGCUCAGGUCUUUCUCUGGACUCUUCUGGACCUUCACAUCACUAAGAUGGUGGCACUCUACACUGUGUGGGUUGCACUUGAAGAGCCAUCUGUGUUUAACCUGGUCCUGGUGACGCUGUGGUCUUCGGCCAUGCCAUUCAGUGGCUUCCGACCCAUGGCUUCCAGCCUGUCCACGAUCUGGGUGUGCGUCAUCAUCAUGUGUAAAAUGUUGUACCAGCUUAGCGUCGUCAGCCCGACCCAGUACUCCAACAACUGCAGCCUGCCGCUUGUGAACGAGACCAACCUUUUACCAAGGGAAAUCCUGAAUUCGUCCUUGUACAAGGCACCGGUGGACCCGGCCGACUGGUUUGGCAUCAGGAAGGAAGCGAGUGUACUGGCCUAUAGCAAGAAGCAUUUAGCCGUGCUGCUGUUGCUGGUGUUUGAGGCCACAGUGUAUCGCCACCAGGCCCACUACUAUCGUCAGCCGCAACGAGCCCCCUCCAAAGUACCUGCUCUGUUCCCAGACGCCACAAGGGAUACUUUAGACCAAGGCCUUCUAGCCUGCUUCAAGUACCUGCUCAACUACGCCUUCUACAAGUUUGGAUUAGAGAUCUGCUUCCUGAUGACUGUGAACGUGAUCGGCCAACGGAUGAACCUCUUGGUUAUAAUCCACGGUUGUUGGUUGGUGGCCAUCUUGGUGAGACGACGUCGGGCGGCCAUUGCGAGGAUAUGGCCAAAAUAUUGUGUCUUUCUGGCCAUCUUCACCAUUUAUCAAUAUGUUCUAUGUGUGGGUAUACCACCUGCUCUGUGUAAAGAUUACCCAUGGCGGUGGAACACCCCGCUUCUGAUGAACUCUGCUCUUAUCAAAUGGCUUUUUCUGCCAGACUUCUACACUGCGCCCAACUCCAAAAACCUCAUAGUGGAUUUUAUGCUUCUGAUUUGCGCAUCCCAGCAGUGGAAAGUAUUUAAAUGCGAGCAGUGUGAGGAGUGGGUGCGUCUGGCUGGAGACAAUACAGACGACCCUGAACCAAUGAAAGGUGGCCAGCUUAAUCCUGUGCCUAACUUUGUCAACUGCAGGAGUUACCUGGACAUGGCUAAGGUUUUGGUUUUCCGCCACUUAUUCUGGUUUGUAUUGUCAGUGGUCUUCAUGACCGGAGCGACUCGGGUCUCUGUGUUUGGAUUGGGAUACCUUCUCGCUUGUUUUUUUUUUUUGCUCUUUGGGACCCAACUCUUAGUCCAAGCCUCCAGGACGCGCCUUGCCAUGUGGGACUGUCUCAUCAUCUAUAAUGUGACAGUCAUCAUAUCCAAAAAUAUUUUAUCAAUUCUGGCAUGCGUGUUUGUUAUUGAGAUGCAAAAGGGCUUUUGUUGGAUGAUCCAGCUCUUCAGUUUAGUCUGCACAGUCAAGGGAUACUACGAUCCAAACUUAGUUAGUGAUAAGAAGUGCAGCCUCCCUAUCGAGGAAGCUGGAAUCAUCUGGGACAGCAUUUGUUUUCUCUUCCUGCUGCUGCAGAGACGGGUCUUCCUCAGUUUCUAUUUCUUCCAUGUUGUAGCGGAAUUGGAGGCAUUUGGCAAACAAGCCUCAAGGGGGUUUGAGCUCUUCAAAGCCACUAUCAUGAAGAACAUCAAAUCACACCAACAGGCCGAGAUGAAAUCCUUAUCGCAGCUCAAGAGAUCAAUGCAAAGAAUUCGCUCUAAACAGCAGAGGUACAGAGAGGGACCUAAAGUUAGUGAAGAAGACAACCAGAGUCCGAGUGCUGAAACGAAGACGGAGAGAAAGAACGGAAGCUGGUCUCAAUCGUGGCUCGACCACGCAACAGUGCUGCAUUCAGGGUGGUACUACCUUUUUGAAUCGGACAGUGAGGGGGAAUGUGAAGUGCUGUCAGAGGAGCCGAAGCCUCCGAAACAGACCGCCUAUCAGUUGGCUUAUCAGGCGUGGGUGAACAAUGUGAAAAGAGCUCUCAAAGAACAUCAGCGAAAGCGAAGGUCGCAGAGAAGACGUGAACCGGUCGAGGACGAGAGUGCCACACCGCACACUUGGCCGGAGGAAUCUUGCUCCGUGACAGGCUCCGAGGACAAUGACGUGUUUGAAGAGCCCCAAAUGAAGGAGCCGGAGGAGUCUGGUCGCGGAGAGAUUGUUCAGAGAAUCUUGGAUAUCGUACGUUUCUUAUGGGCCAUAGUACUGGCGAUCAUGGAUGGAUUGACCCAGUGGCUCAACCUGCUGACUAAGCAGUAUAGGGAAACAUCGGCCGUUCUGUGCAACGAACGCUACUUCUUCAUACACAAGAUAGAACAACCUCCUCGCACAGCAGCAGGCUCCACGGGUGACCAUUCUCAAGGCGCUGAGAGCCCACCACUAUACGACGGGACACCGACUGAGAGCAAUCAAUACCGCCUUUUGGAGGAGACACAGAUUGCGGAGGACUCGUCUCCUCCCAGACCCAGACUCGACAGCACGGCAAAGCUCUUGAGUCCAGAACUCCCGGUUGGAAGCCACCUGACAGCUGGGAGCCCAUUCGGACAACAGCGCAGACACUCCAGAACAGCCAGCGAAGUGCUCGGAGACAGGGACUUCAUGAUCCAAGAGCUGGAAGAAAGCACGGUGUUCUACAACAGGCAAAACCGCACGCUGAAGCUCUUGUUUGCCACACACAAUGUGUUGGCGGCCAACUCUGAGCUGGUGUGUUAUUUGAUCAUCAUCUUGAAUCACGUGGUCAGCGCCUCUGUGAUAUCGCUGGUAUUGCCCAUAAGCGUCUUUCUGUGGGCUAUGCUGACUGUGCCCAAACCCAGCAAAACGUUUUGGAUGACAGCCAUUAUCUACACGGAGGUGAUGGUGGUGAUCAAAUACCUUUUUCAGUUUGGAUUUUUUCCCUGGAACAGUGAUUACGAGAUGACUUUAAACGAAGACAAGCCUUUCUUUCUACCGCGCAUCCUCGGCGUGGAGAAAACGGACACUUACAUAAGAUACGACCUCCUCCAGCUGCUGGCUCUCUUCUUCCAUAGAUCUUUGCUCAUGCGUUAUGGCUUGUGGGACCACAAAGACCCCUUGGUGGAAGAAAGUAGUAACUCAUCAGGUCAUGGCAAGGAAGGAAAAGGCAAAAACACAGACGGCAGGCUAAACUCGGUGUCGAGCACAGAAAAGCUCAACCUGGAACAACGUGGAAAGCUCUUUCCAGCUGACUCAGCAGCAUCCCUGGACACACAGGAACACGUGUGCGGGUGGAAUCAUUCCACAAGCGUGAAAAAGGAGCAAAUGAGCGGGAGCAACAAAGAGGUCUUUGAGGAAAUGACGCGGAAAAAGAGCGGGCUCCACUUACGCAAGAAACCCAGAGAGCUUCGAGCGAAGGCCGCCACUGAAAGCGCAGCUCCCCCCAACAAAGAGCUUAGGACGAGAAAGAAGAAAAGCAAAAGGAAAGAAGCAGCCGGCAAUCGGAUACGGGCUGUCGGACGCAAGCUCAAACAAGCCUUUCUCUCCGGGAUUCGGGGACUUUACCGACCCGUCGGGGCUUUCUUCCUGGAUACUCUCCGAGCCGAUUAUCGUGUCGGCGCUGACGUCUACGCGCUCAUGUUCUUGACCGAUGUCAUCGACUUCAUCAUCAUCGUCUUUGGAUUUUGGGCUUUCGGGAAACACAGCGCAGCAGCUGAUAUUGCCUCCAGCUUGUCAGAGGACCAAGUUCCUGAAGCCUUUCUGGUGAUGCUCCUCAUCCAGUUCACCACCAUGAUCAUCGACAGAGCUUUGUACCUGCGGAAGGCCGUCCUGGGGAAGCUCAUUUUCCAGGUUGUUCUCGUCUUGGGGAUACACCUGUGGAUGUUCUUUAUCCUCCCUGCUGUCACUGAAGGGAGAUUCAAUCAGAACUUUGUGGCCCAGCUGUGGUACUUUGUCAAGUGUAUUUACUUUGCCCUGUCAGCGUACCAGAUCCGUUGCGGCUACCCGACUCGUAUUCUUGGCAACUUCCUGACUAAAAACUACAGCCACCUCAACUUGUUUCUCUUUCAAGGUUUUCGUCUGGUUCCUUUCCUUGUAGAGUUGCGGGCGGUAAUGGACUGGGUUUGGACGGACACCACUCUGUCUCUGUCCGAUUGGAUGUGCGUGGAGGACAUUUACGCCAACAUUUUCAUCAUCAAAUGCAGCCGUGAGACUGAAAAGAAAUAUCCCCAGCCCAAAGGACAAAAGAAAAAGAAGAUGGUGAAAUACGGAAUGGGCGGACUCAUCAUCAUCUUCUUGGUGUGCAUCAUCUGGUUUCCGCUGCUCUUCAUUUCAUUGGUCAGAUCCGUGGUGGGUGUCGUCAACCACCCCAUUGACGUGACUGUCACCGUCAAGCUCGGAGGCUACGAGCCUCUCUUCACCAUGAGUGUCCAGCAGCAGUCCAUCAAACCCUUGACAGAGGUGGAAUAUGAAAACCUCACCAAGAAGUUUGGGAACAAUGCGGUGGCUAUGCAGUUCAUUUCUCUGUACGGCUACGAGGACGUGGUGACGGCCACCAUUGAAGGCAGUUCGGGCUCAGUGUGGAGAAUAAGCCCCCCGAGCAGACAGGAGGUCAUAAAAGAACUGCUGGGAAGCCCCGCUGACCUAACGUUGCGUCUGGCGUGGAAUUUCCAAAGGGACCUGGGAAAAGGAGGGACCGUGGAGCACACGUUUGAAAAACAUUCAAUCGACCUGGAACCGGGGAACCCCGUAAGGGCCGACCUGGCUUCUCUUCUGCUCGGCAAUCGCACCGAGCCGGUGCACGUUCCAAAUAUGUUUCCAAAUUACAUCCGGGCGCCCAACGGAGCAGAGGCCAAACCCGCCAGUCAACUGUACGAAGGAAAUGAAGAAGGCUACCAGAAUAUCACCCUGUCGCUGAAGAGUGACAAUUCACUCGACUCCAGUGGCAAACAGGAAUGGUGGGACAUUGCCAUCGGAGGCUGCGCCCCUUCCGCGUGCGGCCUCCUGUCCAUGAUCAUAUUCAACGACAAAGUCAGUCCGCCCAGUCUUGGCUUCCUGGCUGGAUAUGGAAUCAUGGGUUUGUACGUCUCCGUGGUCUUGGUCAUUGGAAAGUUUGUCCGAGGCUUCUUCAGUGAGAUCUCUCACUCCAUCAUGUUUGAGGAGCUUCCGUGCGUCGACCGUAUACUGAAGCUUUGUGUGGACAUAUUCCUGGUGCGUGAAACUGGAGAGCUGGAGCUGGAAGAGGAGCUUUAUUCAAAACUCAUCUUCCUUUAUCGAUCACCGGAAACCAUGAUUAAAUGGACCAGGGACGUCCGCGGCCGAGACUGACGCUAACUGAAAUGGGCAGGAAUACAAAGCGUCUCUCUUAUCAGGUCUAUGUUUACAAAAUGUUUUUUUCAAAGUGCCCAGUGUAAUGUCGUCCAUAUCGAAACUGCCUUUUUUCCCCAAAAAUUAUUUAUUAGUGGUGAACGGCUACGCCUGAAACUCUAAGUAGCCCUUUGAGUGAGUUAUAGGUCGGCACUUUGUUCUUUUGAGAUACAAUCCCUGACAGAAGUUCUGUCGCUUAUCCACGUCAUAGGAACAAAGGCUGACUUUAAAUUCAUCCAUUGGUUAUAGAAAUGACUCAUAUGACAGCUGAAACUCUUCAGAAUGAGGUGUAAUGUAUAAAAAUAAAUGUGCUGCUUGACUGCAGGAAUAUGGAUCAUUUAAUGAA
Molecule: messenger RNA, 8614 nt
Organism: Syngnathus acus (greater pipefish)
Lineage: Eukaryota; Metazoa; Chordata; Actinopteri; Syngnathiformes; Syngnathidae
Gene: piezo1
Product: piezo-type mechanosensitive ion channel component 1
Exons: 54
Coding region: 637-8229 (2530 amino acids)
Source: RefSeq, a predicted model, not a curated record